This is a messenger RNA of Cinara cedri, 3660 nucleotides long. NCBI's taxonomy places the organism in Eukaryota, Metazoa, Arthropoda, Insecta, Hemiptera, Aphididae. The record is from the annotation of a GenBank genome assembly.
AUAAUUUUUAUCAAUAAUAUCGUUUAUAAUAAUAUCAACAGUACAGACGUGCAGUGAAUAAUAGAGAACUGACUAUUUAGACUAGUUUAUUCAUUAGUCGUUAUUAAAAUAUAACAUGAAUUGGCGCACGCGUUCAGUCAUUUGACGCAAAAAAAAAACAUCGAUAUAGACUAUAGACUCAACGUUUGUUUGUAGAUCAAUUAUUUUCAUUGUUGCCCAAUACAACUGUCGUGCAAUAUAUUAUCAUGGGACCAAAGCCUGAGGACAUUUUGAGCGGAUUUCAAGUGUAAGUGGAUAUUUACCAUUAAACAUUAUAUACAGUAUAAUGUUAUAUAGUUAUUUUUUAUCUUUCAGCAAUUGGAUGAAUUUGAGAGAUGCUGAUACAGGAGUCGUAUUGUGGCAAGGCAAUGAUGAUCUGUAAGCAUAUUAUGAAUAUCUAAUCUCGAUAUGUAUAGUAUGUAUAAUUUAAGUUAUAUAUUUUUUUUAUUAGUUCACUUCCUGACAAAGAACAUGAAGCCAGGGUACCUAAAAAAAUAUUAAAAUGUAGAGCUGUAUCUAGAGAGAUUAAUUUUUCGUCCAUUGAACCUAUGGAAAAACUUCGGCUGCAACAAAAAGUGUUAUUCAAGGUAGAUGACUGUCAAAUUAUUAUUAGUUAACUGUUUUUUUUUAAUUUUAAUAUUAAAAAAUAGGUUAGUUAGGUUCUUAUAAAUGAAUAUUUAAUAAUUUUAAUUCCUUAUAAAUUGCAGGGUCGCUGUCUCGAAGAGUGGUAUUUUGAAUUUGGAUUUGUUAUCCCCAACUCAACUAAUACCUGGCAGUCGCUCAUUGAAGCUGCACCAGAAUCUCAAAUGAUGCCUGCCAAUGUUUUAAAGUGAGUUUUACUAAAUUAAAUCAGUUAUCUAAUAUUCAUUGUUAUACAAUAUUAUAUACAAUUACUUCUUGUUAAUUGUUACACAUUUUUAUUGUGUAUAUGUUACAUACAAAGUCUGGAGUUGUAUAUUUAGCAAUGUGUACAAAAAUCACUACACAUUGUGAAAUAAAAUAAAAUAUGUGAAACUGUAGUAAUAGUUAUUUUUUAAAAGUAUUUUCCUAAUAAAUAUUACAUAUCGGUAUAUUAUAUAAAAUAGAUGUAUCUAGGUCCUUACAUAUUAGUAAACUAUAUUAUUAUUAUCUCUUCUGAGUUGUUUCCCAAGUUAUUUAACAUAAUUGGUGUAAUGCAAUAAAAAUGAUUUAGUUUAUCUAAACGACUUAGAAACAUAACUUAAACAGACUUUAGUACAGAUUAGUGUUUUGUACACUGCACUGUUGUAGUAUUUCAACGUAUAUUAUUGUGAUUAUGCAGUCAAAAUGAGUGCAGUUGAAAAUAAUUUUAAUUUUAAGUUUGUAUGUUGAAAAAAUUAAAAAUAUUAAUUUUAGUGUAAAUUCAAUGUCCAUAAUGUUAAUAAAAAAGAUUACAAAAAAAUAAUAAAUGCCAUACUUGAAGUUAAGCAUUGAACAUAUAAGACUUCAUUAGACUAUAGACUUUGAGUCAUUACAUUGAUCGGAAAAUAAUGAAGUUAAAUACUAUUUAUAUACUGAUGAAAUGUAUACAAUGUUCAUGAAAAGUCACAUAAAGAAACGGUAUGGUGGACUUCAUAAAAUGAUUUAUAAUUUCAAACAUUAAUACAUCACAACUUGUUUUAAAUUAUUUUUAAACAAUUGUAUAAUGUGUUUAAAAAAAGAGGAUUAAUUGUUAAACCUAUAGUAUUUAAUGACGUCAGUGUACGUGAACAGGUCAAUUUAAUUGAUAUGCCGUCUUGCAAUGACUGCGGGUACAGAUUUAUAUUAAAUUACCAGGACCAUUUAUCAACAUUUUUAAUGUGUACAAACACAUAAGUUUAAAGGAAGAUAGCUUUCCCUAGGCGUUGGUAGGAGUUGCAACCCCAAAGUUGGUAUAGACAUUGUUAAUAUGGACAUUAAUUAUACUAAUAAAUCAUCCCUAUUCCUAUUAGUUCUAUAUCAUGAUCAGCAAACACAAAUGUUAUUUGUUUACCUGAUAUUAAUUAUUGAAUAAUGAAUGAGUAUUAACAGUAAUGUGAGUAGAAGCUGCUUAUUAAAAACACGAAUAGUUAAUACAAUCACGUUAUUGCAAAGAAAAUGUAUGGGUAGGGACUGAUUAUGUUUUAAAAGUAAUCGUUUAUUAGAAACAAUCGGUUAAUUGACAAAUUUCUCCUCAGUCCCAAAGUAUUCCUAAUAAGCGACUUCUACUGUCAUUUAUAACUAUAUUUUAUAAAACUUAUAUCAGUAUAAUAGAUAUGAUAAGUAUUAUAAAUUGAUUCAUAAUUUUGAAUUUGUUAAAAUACUUAAGUAAAAUAUUGGUCGUUCUGCAAGCAUAAUUUCUAUUACUGGAAUUGAACCAUUAGAUGGUAUUGUAUGUAGGCACUCUCCCUAUAUUUGUGUUUGGCUUAGUAUUAUUUAUUGAAUAUUUUUAUGCUUAGUGAUGACAUGAUAUGAUGUCCAUUGUUUAAUUUAAAACAUAAAAAAAUGUACACAACUUAAAAAAUUACAUGUUUCAUAGUUUUUUUGUUGUAUCUCAAAAAAAUGAAUACAUAUGACUUAUUAUGAAAAUAUUAUUAGACUUGGGAUAAAAAAAAAUCUAUGUUCUUGCUGUUACAGCCUGCCCAGUAACCAAUACCAUUUUUGCGCGGUUUUUAAAAUUUAUCAUUUUUAGGAUUAUUAAAUUACCAGGGUUCGUAAGUUUAUGGCCUAAAGUAUGCCUAAAUAAGCAUGCAUUAAAAAUUGACAAAAUAUGUUAUACAAAUUUUAGAAAUAUGCUGUUUUCUCAUGUAGCAAAUUAAACAUGCAAAUGCAUGAACAUACGAGCCUUGUAGAUUACUAUGCUAUUAUUUUUAAUUAUUUAAUAUCAAAUAUUAAUUUAUAUUUAUAUACAUUUUUUUCAGUGGUAAUAUUGUGAUAGAAACAAAUUUCUAUGAUGAUGAUUUGUUGAUAUCUUCAUCAAAAGUCCGACUAUAUUAUGUAUAAACAUCAAGAUAUUCAAUGUUGUGCACUACUCAAACUUAAAUAGAUAAUUUUUGCUUGGCACGUGAAACCGAGAACACGGAAAAUAAGUUCCCACUGCUGUGAUUUUGUUUAGUAUUUUAAUCUAAUUCAUUUUAUAUAUAUAUAUAUAUAAUUUGUCUUUUUAAUUGCUUUAAGUGUUUAAUUUUAUGUUUAUGCAUUUGAACAUUAUAAAAUAGAAAAAUUAUGACCAUGCAGUGUCAAUAGUAACAACUGCACGUCAGUUCUGUACAUUUGAUUUAUUUCUAAAUGAUGAUGCAAUGUACACAAAUAUUGAACUCUUUAAUAAUUAAUGAGUAUCUAUUUUGUUUUUAUAAAAACUUGUCACUUGUAGAUAAUACAUACUAUUAUAAUAACAUUUGACCAAGGUUGUGAAUCCCUUAUUGGUUUACAUUAUUUGUAUUUUUACAAGACUGUCGAGUGCUGGUCAAAUUAUUGUUGUCUGGCACAUACAUUAUAAUAUUGUACUUAUAACAAAUAAAAUGUUUUAAUUCUUACUCAAUAAAUUAUAUGAGUUAAAUAAUAAUCAACUAUAUUUUAUUAUGUGCAGUAGAAAUUGUUUGUAUAUAUUAGUAUAUGUUUAUCAAAUACAAUUGUUUAGUUCCG